UUUUGACUGUUGUCACCUUAGCUAGCUAAGUUGGCUAACUAGCUAACUACUCUAAGGAUUUUAGUUUUAGGUGCGCCUUACGAUGUAAACGUAAUGUAUGAUUUAAAUCUGCAUAUUAUGGGCAAACUGCAUGUGUAUGCAGCGCCGAUGACUGCACUGAGGAAUGGAUGAUUACAAAAUAAUCAAGAAAAUCGGAGAAGGGACGUUUUCCGAGGUGGUGAAAACUCAAAGCUUGAAAGAUGGGAAAUACUAUGCAUGUAAAACGAUGAAGCAGCCAAUAGACAGCUUGGAGCAGGCGAACAACAUGCGGGAGGUGCAGGCUAUGAAGAGGCUCAGCCCCCAUCCCAAUAUCAUUCAGUUGCACGAAAUUGUUUUCGAUGAAGAAACAGGAUCUCUGUCUUUGAUAUGUGAACUGAUGGAAAUGAACAUCUAUGAGUUAAUACGUGGGAGACAGUAUCCUUUACCAGAGAGUAAAGUCAAGCACUACAUGUACCAGCUGUGCAAGUCACUGGAUCACAUGCAUAGCAAUGGGAUCUUCCAUCGAGACGUCAAGCCAGAGAACAUUCUGAUUAGGCAGGACGUCCUGAAGCUGGCGGACUUUGGCUCCUGCAGGAGCAUGUACUCCAAGCCCCCCCACACGGAGUACAUCUCCACCCGCUGGUACCGCGCGCCCGAGUGCCUGCUCACCGACGGGUACUACUCGCACAAGAUGGACAUGUGGAGCGCGGGGUGCGUCUUCUAUGAGAUCAUCAGCCUCAAUCCUCUGUUCCCAGGCUCCAACGAGCUGGAUCAAGUGUCCAAAAUCCACGACAUUCUGGGCACACCGGAACCCAGUCUCCUUCAGAAAUUUAAGCAGUCACGGGCGAUGCGUUUCGACUUCCCUCCCCGGAAGGGCUGUGGCAUCUCCCAGCUGAUCCCGCACUGCUCGGCCGUGAAUCUGUCGCUGCUCUACCAGAUGCUGGAGUACGACCCGGAGCAGCGCAUCGGCGCAAAGUCGGCGCUGCAGCACCCCUGCUUCCGAGAGCUGAGGUUGAUGGAGAAGAGAGUUUCAACUCUGCGGAGGACUGUAGAGGGGUCACAGACAACUGGGACUCCCAACUCUGUGGACCACCUGUGGCGCAUUGCAAGGCAGGGCCGAAGACAGCACGCUAAGCACGUCGCAGAGCCCCUUAUCAGACGCAACGCACCCUUAUAUCCGGGUGAAUUACCGAAGCUGAACAUGGUGCUCCCUCCGGCCAAACUCUCCUCCUACCCAAUCACCUCCCUCCCAGCUCUCACCAUCAGUCAUCACGGAUCCCUCCCCACCAUCCCGCCCAAGAAAUGCCACUCGCAGCUGCCCAAGCCCAGAGAUGAGGCCCAUCGUCAGGGUUUCAAGGGCUACCACAUACCCCCCCUCCAGAGGAAGCGCGGGGGCUACUGAGCACCAGAGGAAGAGCACCGCCCCACACCUCCAGGGGAACUUACUACAAUCACUGUCCCUAGCUGUGCAUUCUGACCAGUAACAUGAAUAAAAACAUUUUACAGCGUGACUAACCCUGGACCCUCCCCCUUAAAAGACUUUCAGAAGCAGUACCGGAGGAGAACAGCACCAGCAGGAGAGCACGCUUAAGUAAGUUUUCAGGGAGAAGUUUGUAGAUGUCGCAUGAACCACACAGGCAGUGAUUUCUAAUAUCAGAUCACAAAACGACCCCAAACCUAAUUAUGCCACCCAUAGGAUAGUCACUGGAACCUUGAACUGGAAUGAGCCUCAAGCAAUUAUGUUAACUUUUAAUCCAGCCAUGAGUCCAGUUGUUUUUAUACAACUAAUGUCUCUUAUUUGGGGUUUAAAAAGCAGGACUGUUUAAUUUAAAAUAAAGUUGUUAACCCAGAAGACCCACUUGGGUGUGGUAGUCUAUACCAGUUUGGCUUUGAUAUGCAAUUCAAACCUUGCAAGAACAAGAGGAACGCUGGGAUAUUUGCUCCUGGCUUUGAACUUUAAAGUGACAUAAUUACCUUUAUGUAUGCGUUUAGAGAGCAACCACAAGUUAUAUGCGGUAUUCACAAAACCAGCAUCCCAGAACACAAUUUCAAAAGUAAUAUGAGAAAAACAAUUUCGAAAGGUCAUUACAAAUAACAUUUCUUGCCGUUUUCAUGUUCUCAAAUAACCAGUGUAUUCUGUUGCCUUUUAUACAGCUAUAGUCCUGCAGUGACGUUAACACAUUUAACUCCUAGCUGGUACUCUUCCAAGGGUGUCAUUUCCCUUCAUGUUCCAGCCUGACCUUUCAAGUUAGCAUCACAGCAAAAUAUUUAUUUUAUUUUUGUGGACAGGCAUAUAUAUCUGCUGUUUAUGAAUUCAGUGAUCAAGUACAGAGAUUCACUGCAAGAUUGAGCUUCCUCGAGCUUAUGAAUGAACUGCAUUAAAACAGUUUCUUCCCUGCUGUUGUAUGGACAUCCGAGAAACACACAAAUAUUAAAAGAUGCAGUUGUCAAAACUGUCAAGGCACAGUGUCACUGUCAACAGAAAACUGUUGUCAAUUUCAACCUUGACCCAUAGUGAGUGCUUUGUUCAUGCUGAACCUAUUGGUCGCUUGCAGCCAUUUUGGAAUAACAAAACAAGUGCAAUCCUUUAAUGAAUCAGCCCCUAGGUUUGAAAGGCACAAGAGAAAAGGGUACUUGGGCAAUUUGUAUACCUGCAGUAUAACCUGGUAGAAGUAGGCUAGUUCAAUAGAUUUUAUGGCUAGUUUACACUAUACUGAACACCAGAGGAAACAGCUUGCAGGGGCGUUAAGGGACCGACGCACACCAGAGACCUAUUUGUACACUAUGUCCUAAAGCCAACUGAACACUAAGGCUUUUCCCGGGUGACAAAAGGAUAAGAAGUUCUAACAAGAGAAGAAGAACAAAAAGAGAGUUAAGAUUCCCCUCACUGAAAGUACUACUCUUAUUUUGACAACCGUCCUGACAGAGCUUUGAAGAACCGUCUCUCGUAGCUCAAACAACCAGAGAGGAGGCUGUUCGGCUUCAUUUGGGAUUUACAGGAAGGGAAGAGACGCUGGAUUCUCGGGGAUCAGGGGGAGGUUGUCACGCUCCACUGGGGGAAAAACUGGCGCGUGGAAGGGAAGGCAAUAAGCUCCUGGACGGUUUGACUCAGGAAAUGGAGGGCAACACAGCUGCCGUCUUCAAACCUUAAGAGGAUCCAAUUUGAGAAUAAUGGCAGCAUGUCAUUUUAAUGCGCUCCAGUGCUUUUUGCAGAGGGAAUGUGUUGGAAGUUUCCUCCCUGCUAUGACUAAUACUUUAGCCCAAAGGAACUGUACUGUAACCAUUUGUCAGCAGAAAAAGACUUGGGACUCUGUAAUAUUACCAUGUUUGUGCGUAGCAAAAUAAAAAGAUAAACCUGCACCCACUGCUAACAGACAAACAGCUUCAAACAGCAA
Molecule: messenger RNA, 3413 nt
Organism: Anguilla anguilla (European eel)
Lineage: Eukaryota; Metazoa; Chordata; Actinopteri; Anguilliformes; Anguillidae
Product: MAPK/MAK/MRK overlapping kinase-like
Exons: 12
Coding region: 164-1420 (418 amino acids)
Biological process (GO): protein phosphorylation; intracellular signal transduction
Cellular component (GO): cytoplasm; nucleus
Molecular function (GO): protein serine/threonine kinase activity; ATP binding
Source: RefSeq, a predicted model, not a curated record